ACUGCCCUCCCCCUUCCCUAGCUUAUUGUUCCCUCUCUCUCAUACGCUGGCUGUUUCACUGAGAGAUCUCACUGCAUUCCGCACACCUGUUAGCUGUAACCACCUGACCAAGCACCAGAAAAAGAAUAGGAACAAGAGACAGGAUAUGGAUCUUUACACAAUUAUCAGUGCUGUUUUGCUUCUGCAACUGCAAGGUUUUCAUGUGGCCUUGCUCCAGGCACCAACAGACUCUCCAGGACAAACGAUUAAUCAAAGUUGGCUUCGUCAAUUGGCCAAAUCCAAGCUAAACAAGACAACAUCACAAGCUCAGUCCAAUGACAUUGUUGAUAUGACCCUGGAGGGUACUGAGUCAACAGAUGACUCUGAAGGGGUUAUUGCAAAUGGCUCUGUGUCAUUUAGUGGGGAACAGGACAACAUCGAGGACACAAAUGAGACUUCAGGUGGUGUGACAAUUGGCACCACAAUGCCACCAGGGUUGCCAAAUGCUACAGCAGAGGAACCUCCAGAAACCACUGUUGCACCAGAACCCCCAGUGAGUGUUGCCUUAAACUCAAGCCAAGUUUCCAAUGCAACCGGAGAGGACAGUGGAUUCCAAACUACCACCACUACUGCAAUCACAGAAAACUCAAAUGGCUCUAAUUCCAUGUCCAAUUACACUGAAUUAAAUGAGACAACCACAGCUCCAGACACCAAUAGCACAGAGCAGAUUGGUCCAGAUCCUGGUGUUGAGAACAGGGUAACCAACAGUACAGAGGACUUCCAUAAUGUAACGACUGCAGUACCAGAGCCAUCCAGUGAACCAUCCACAGCUUCCCCCUCCACAAAGCUUCCCUUGGACUCCCCUGGGACUACAACUGCCAAAAUCAUCCCAGAAACUACAACAACCACAGGUCCCAGCACAAUAACAGCCAUGAUGGAAACUGGUGCCGCUUCAGGAAGCAACUCUGUGAGAGGCUUGGCCUCAGAUGCAGUGCAGAACAAGAAGAGGAGUGAGGCAUGGGCUGCCAUCCUGGGCAUAGGAGUGGCAGUGUGCUUCGUGGCGAUGGUGGUUUACGUCAUCCUGAGAAGGAGAGACCGACGGGAUUUCACACACAGGAAGCUUGUUGAGGAAAUCCCCUCAGACCCAGUUCUACGACUGAACAACCCUGAGCCUGUGGACUUGAAAUAUGAUGGUUCCGCCUACUACAAUCGUGGACUCCAAAUGGAAAAUAUCCCAAUGGACCACUUUCCACAAGGACAUCAAAAUUGAGAAGGACUCCAAGACUAACCUUAAACACUUUAAAGGAGACUUUCAUAUACAAAAUACUUAUUGAGACACGACAUACACAUUAACGUGCAUAAGUCUCUAUAUAGCAGAAUGUCAAGUCAUGGAUUUACUGCACCCUAAUGCAUUGGUUAUGUGGGUUUGUACAUUUUUCUAAAUUCCAGGAAACUUUGAGAUUUUGGAACUGUAAUAGGAAUUUAUUAUUAUUUUGGAACAUUUGAAUAAUAUGUUUUUAUUUCUAAAAUUACAUUGGUUUGGAAGGAAAGUUUUUACAUUUGCUGGAAAUAUUCCCAUUCGUUGUUACGCCUAGGACGAAUACUACCUUUACAUAACUUAGACUUCCACAUAAUUAUCGCAUUGAUCUCAAUGGGAGAAAACGUCAUGCAUGGAUCUCAAUUUAGGAUUCUAGACACUUCAGCACAGUCUAUUAUAGAAGUACUAAAAGCCAAAAAUGAAGUCUUAAUUGUCUGCUAUAUUUCCAAGAUGGUUCGACAAAGGUAAUUAAACAUUUCUUAGACAUGAAGACCUACACUCAAAUAAGGUUAUAAUCAUGUCCAUAAUUAUUGGCACCCUUGAUAAAGAUGAGCAAAAAAGACUGUAUAAAAUAAAAAAUAUCAAAUACUGAGCUAUAUUGCAUAAAUCAAUGGGGAAAUUUGGUUAUUUUAUGCUAAUACAAUUGCUCAGAGAAAGAGAUUUUGUUUAAAAAGUAAUAAAAAUACAUCAAAAAAGAUAGCAGGGCAGCAGGUAGCCUAGCGGUUAAGAGUGUUGGACCAAUAACUGAAAGGUCGUUGGUUUGAAUCUCCAUGCUGACUAGGUAAAAAAAUGUGUUGAUCUGCCCUUGAGCAAGACCAUUAUAGCUCCUAAAAGUCACUCUGGAUAAAGUGUCUACUAAAUGACUAAAAUAUAGAGAGGGUUCAAAAUUAUUGGCACCCCUGUUUUCAAAACUCUAGCACCCUCCCCCUAUGAGUAUAAUGACACCCUUUUUCCCAGUGGUGUAAAGUACUUAAGUAAAAAAAUACUUGAAGUACUACUUAAGUAAUUUUGAGGGGUAUCUGUACUUUACUAUUUAUAUUUUUUGAAUACUUUUACUUUUACUUCACUAUAUUCCUAAAUAAAACAAUGUACUUUUUACUCCAUACAUUUUCCCUGACACCCAAAAGUACUCGUUACAUUUUGAAUGCUUAGCAGUACAGGAAAAUGGUCCGAUACACGCACUUAUCAAGAGGACAUCCCUGGUCAUACUGUCUGUGAUCUGACGUACUCACUAAACACAAAUGUUUGGUUUGUCAAUUAUGUUUGGAGUGUGCCCCUGGCUAUCCUUAAAUAAAAGACUAAAUUAAA
Molecule: messenger RNA, 2605 nt
Organism: Oncorhynchus masou masou (cherry salmon)
Lineage: Eukaryota; Metazoa; Chordata; Actinopteri; Salmoniformes; Salmonidae
Product: mucin-15-like
Exons: 4
Coding region: 146-1249 (367 amino acids)
Source: RefSeq, a predicted model, not a curated record